Molecule: messenger RNA, 2061 nt
Organism: Dermatophagoides farinae (American house dust mite)
Lineage: Eukaryota; Metazoa; Arthropoda; Arachnida; Sarcoptiformes; Pyroglyphidae
Source: RefSeq, a predicted model, not a curated record
AUGAGUAUACGCACGCGUCACCAAUAAUUUUUUUUUUUUGGUCGAUUGACUCAAAAGAGGCUUUGGAUGGACGGGAUAUUAUAAGAGAAGAAAAAAAAACGCGCGAGUCCAUUCACAUUUAAGAAAUAGCGUUCAAAGUGUUCACAUGGUUUUUUUCAGUUGAAAUUUCUUAUUAUUAAUUCUUUGAUCUCAAUUGAUUUCAAUUGUACACACAUAUAUGACGAUUGAUUAAUAAAUCCAACCACAUUUGGUUAUCAUUGCCAUAAAUUGUUGGUGGUUCACUUGUUUGAUGAUUAGUCUGUUUUUGAUAAGAGCUACUGAUCAUAAUAUGAUCAUCAAUGCAGCAAUCGAUAAUGGGUAUUAUUGAUCAAUAUCAAAGUCAUACAAAAGAAUGGGUAACAUUACCAGAUUGGAUGGCUAUCAAAAGAAAACGUUAUACUUUACAUCAGACAGAUGAACCAGAAUUUGUUGGUAUGAUACCAAAUCUGACCGUAUCAGUUGGUCGUGAUGCUAAAUUUCCUUGCAUCGUCAACAAUUUGGAUACAUAUCGAGUCGGCUGGAUUCGUAAUGAAGAUAAAUCCAUUCUUACUAUACAACAUCAAGUUGUCACCCGUAAUAGCCGCAUAUCAUUGACCCAAAGUGAACAUAAAAUUUGGACAUUACAUAUAAAAAAUGUACAAGAAUCUGAUCGUGGAGGUUAUAUGUGUCAAAUCAAUACAAUGCCAAUGAAAAGCCAAAUUGGAUAUCUUGAUGUAACUGUUCCACCAGAUUUCAUAAAUUCGGAAACAUCUUCUGAUGUGAUAGUUCGUGAGAAUCAGAAUCUUACAUUACGUUGUAAAGCUCGUGGCCAUCCUGAACCAAAGCUAACUUGGCGACGAGAAGAUAACAAGCCAAUCGAAUAUGGCAAUUGGCAAUUGAACAAAGAAAGUGGAUUCGAAUAUCCUAAUACCACCGAAGGCGAAGUGAUACACAUAGAAAAAGUAAGCCGUCUUCAUAUGGGCGCCUAUCUUUGCAUUGCCCAGAAUGGUGUUCCUCCAUCGGUAUCCAGAAGGAUCGUUCUUCAAGUCAAUUUUCCACCUAUGAUUUGGGUGCCUAAUCAAUUGCUUGGAGCCACCAUCAAUGAUCAAGUCACAUUACGUUGUGAUACUGAAGCAUUUCCAUUAUCAUUGAAUUAUUGGACUAAAGAAGAUCGUUCUUCAUCAUCAUCAUCAUCAUCAUCAUCAUCAACCAAAGGAGAUGAACCAGAUCAUGGUGAAAUUAUGAUUGUCAAUUCAGAUCGAUAUCGUAUUGCCAAUCAAGAACAAUCAUAUAAAGUACAUAUGAAAUUGGUUAUCAAACAUAUUACUAUUGAUGAUUUUGGCAUAUACCGAUGUCAUACUAAAAAUAGUCUUGGUUCAACACAAGGAUCCAUACGAAUCUAUGAAAUUCAUCGAACACCAUCAUUAUCAUCAUCAUCAUCAUCAACAUCAUCCGAUUCUACUAUCAGACCGAUUACGAUAUCUAGAAAAAAGGAACCAUCUACAGCCAGAAUAUUGGGUUUGAAUGAUUCUUCCAAUGAUCCUAUGAAUGAAGAAUACUAUUCAUCUAGAACAAUUGGUCUAUCAUCAUCAUUUGGUUACCUGGUUCCAAACUUUAUUAGUGUUCAUGAUGAUUACCAGAUUACUGGCGUUUUAUUAAUAUAUAUAAUAAUAUUUAUUCAAUAACGAGAGUCAAUUAAACGUUUACACAUUGGGAACAAUUGUAUAGAUGCCAAAUGCACACACAUAAAAAUACAUUUUUUCCAUUAUUAUACACUUUUGAGAAUAUUUUCUUAAUAAUAAAUAAAUACUCUUAUGAUAUAUGUACACUAAAUUAGGCCGGGUACACGCACAAACACACACACCACACACACACAAAAAAAAAUUGUAUUUUGUAAACAAAAACAAACAACACACACACAUUUGUAUUUAUAUUCUCAUAAUUUAAUAUCACAAACAAUCAGUAUUAGAGCCUGUUUUCAUUUUCAUCAUCAUUUUUGGAUGAAUCGAUUAUUAUAAUAAUAAUAAUCAGGCAUCAAAUAAA